AAUUUCUCUCAUUGUCUACGAAAGUGUGAGUAAAGAGGCACAUAAAUCUACACCACACUUAUGUUUUCUCAACUUUAUCUCUUCUCUUGAAUUUUAGACUUCUUGUUCUUGUGUUGUGGUCCUAAUUAGUUCAGGAUAUGCAUAUCCCUUGGUUUUUAACUUCUACAUUUUGGUUGAUUUAUAAUGAAACAAACAAAACUACAGGAAAAGUGGAUACAUUAUACAUGCAAAGAGUACCACAGAAAUAUUCUUUCUAGUUCAGAGUUUCCAGAGCUGCACAACUUUGGAACUCACUCCAUAUCUCACUUGUCUUCCUCACCUCUACAAGUCUGUUGAUCUCUCAGUGUCUCUAACCUGAUCGAAGUUUUAAGUGCCAAGGAGAAUAACUACUUAAUCAUGUCAAAGGGAUUAGACCAUGAAACUCUGAAUGAAAACGUCAAGAACGUUCAAUAUGCUGUAAGAGGUGAACUAUAUCUUCGCGCUUCAGAGCUUCAGAAGGAAGGGAAGAAGAUUAUCUUUACAAAUGUUGGCAACCCUCACGCUUUAGGACAAAAGCCACUGUCGUUCCCUCGCCAGGUGGUCGCUCUGUGCCAAGCUCCAUUUCUGCUAGAUGAUCCUAAUGUGGGGCUUGUCUUCCCAGCAGAUGCUAUCGCAAGAGCUAAACAUUAUCUUUCAUUGACAUCUGGUGGUCUUGGUGCUUACAGUGAUUCUCGAGGUCUUCCAGGAAUUAGGAAGGAAGUUGCUGAGUUCAUUGAGAGGCGAGAUGGGUAUCCAAGUGACCCAGAACUCAUAUUUCUCACGGAUGGUGCCAGCAAAGGAGUAAUGCAGAUGUUGAAUACCAUGAUCCGUGGUGAAAAAGAUGGGAUUUUGGUUCCUGUUCCUCAAUACCCACUUUACUCUGCCGCAAUAGCUUUGUGUGGUGGUUCUCUUGUUCCAUAUUACUUAGAGGAGUCGGCUAACUGGGGUCUGGAUGUUAAUAACCUCCGCCAAUCAGUUGCACAGGCCCGUUCAAAUGGAAUAACUGUCAAAGCUAUGGUGAUUAUAAACCCAGGAAACCCCACGGGUCAGUGUCUGAGUAUAGAGGAUCUACAAGAGCUGUUACGGUUUUGUUCCCGAGAAAAAUUAGUCCUCCUCGCGGAUGAAGUUUAUCAGCAGAAUGUAUACCAGGAUGAACGCCCGUUUAUAAGUUCAAGAAAGGUUUUGAUGGACAUGGGCACACCCAUUAGCAAGGAUGUUCAGCUCGUGUCUUUCCACACUGUCUCCAAAGGUUAUUGGGGAGAAUGUGGUCAGCGUGGAGGAUACUUUGAGAUGACCAAUAUUCCUGCUGAGUCCGUGGAUGAGAUUUAUAAGGUUGCAUCUAUAUCUCUCAGUCCAAAUGUCCCCGGACAGAUCUUUUUAGGUCUGAUGGUCAACCCUCCAAAGCCUGGAGAUAUCUCGUAUCAGAAGUUUGUGCAAGAGAGCAAAACGAUCCUUGAAUCGUUGCGGAAAAGGGCACACAUUAUGACCAAUGGCUUUAACAGCUGCAGAAACGUCGUCUGCAACUUCACGGAAGGAGCUAUGUAUUCAUUUCCACAAAUACGUCUUCCUCCAAAAGCAAUUGAAGUUGCAAAAAUGGCUGGAAAAGUUCCUGACGUGUACUACUGUCUGAAGCUCUUGGAGGCAACAGGCAUUUCAACUGUCCCUGGUUCAGGUUUUGGCCAAAAAGAAGGGGUCUUCCACUUGAGGACUACUAUCUUACCAGCUGAAGAAGACAUGCCAGCUAUCAUGGAUAGUUUCAAGAAGUUCAAUGAUGCAUUCAUGGAACAAUACGAAGACCAAAGAGGUUAUUCGAGAAUGUAGAUGAAGCAACAAGCCAACGCUUACAACAAGGACCUAAUCUGUGAUUCUGUAAAAUAUUCUACACAGAUCUCUGUCAUUCUGUUGAUAUAUUCGUACUAAUUACUACAGUUAUUAUCUAUCUAUUUUCUCUACAGAACAUGACAGUUAAACUUAAACAUGUAUUUCUUCAACUUGAAAUUCCUGCUUAAUCUCAUUCUAAUCUACAAUACUUUAUCAUG
Messenger RNA from Papaver somniferum (opium poppy), 2057 nucleotides. Its product is annotated as glutamate--glyoxylate aminotransferase 2. Gene Ontology annotation, biological process: photorespiration; biosynthetic process. NCBI's taxonomy places the organism in Eukaryota, Viridiplantae, Streptophyta, Magnoliopsida, Ranunculales, Papaveraceae. The record is from RefSeq and is a predicted model, not a curated record. The transcript is spliced from 14 exons. Gene Ontology annotation, molecular function: L-alanine:glyoxylate transaminase activity; glycine:2-oxoglutarate transaminase activity; L-alanine:2-oxoglutarate transaminase activity. Bases 397 to 1839 code for a protein of 480 amino acids.